AUGGUUCGUUUUGCACGUCCAUUUUGGAUUGAGCAUGAAGGUUGUCCAAUCUUUAGUGUUGAUACAUCUCCUGAUGGAAAAAAAUUUGUUACUGGAGGAGGUGAUGGAAAGGUUCGAGUAUGGAAUAUUGAAGCUCUUUCAGACGAAACCAUUCAACCAAAAUUAUAUGGUGUAAUUCAUGUAUCAACAUUACCAGUCAAUAUUUGUCGUUUUUCCCCUGACGGAACAAUUUUAGCAGUUGGAAAUGAUGAUAAAAUUGUGUCUUUAUGGAAAAGUGAAGGAAUGAAAGAUGAGUUUGAAAGAGAUAAAGAAGGAAAUGUCUACUGCGAAGAAUAUUUAAAUAUUGGAAAUUUAAGAGGUCACGUACAAGAGAUUACAGACAUUAGUUGGUCUCCUGAUGGAAAAUUUCUUGCGUCUUCAUCUGCUGAUAAUACCGUAACUAUAUGGGAUAUUACAAAAAUGGAACUUAAAGAUGUGUUUAGAGGUCAUAAUUCAAGUGUUUUUGGAGUGGCUUGGGAUCCAAUUAAUGAAUAUAUUGUAUCAAUGGAUUUUCAGAAAGUUGUUAUUUGGGAUAUUAAGACAUUAGAAGAAAUAGCUAGAAUAGAAGACGUUUAUAAAACAGCAAAUCAUGGAAAUUUUAGUAGUAGAAUUAGUUGGAGUCCUGAUGGUAUGGAUAUUGUUGUAGGAAGUGCAGUAAGUAAAAAACGACAUGUUGCAUUAUUAAUUAAAAGAGACAAAUGGGCAGUACAAUUAUUAACAGCACAUCUAAACGAAGUAAUAUGUAGUAGAUUUUCUCCAGAAAUUUAUACAUAUACAAAAGAAGGAGGGAAGAAAAAAAGUGCAUUUUGUAUAUUUGCUACAGGUGGAAUGGGAGGUGAUUGUUGUAUUUGGGAAAAUAAGAAAGACAUAGAUUCUAUUUGUUUAGUUACUGAUGUUUUUGAUAAUUCUAUUCAAGACAUUGCAUGGGCAAAUCAUGGAAAGAUGAUAUUACUUGUUGGACUAGAAGGGUUUCUCGCAUGUAUUGAAUAUUCUAAUGAGGAACUUAAAGGAGAAGUACUUAAAGGAAAAGCUAAAAGUAAAUUACUUAGUUCAAUUCAUCAACGGGAAAUAGAAAUUGCAGAAUUAGAACGAGAUAAAAGAAAAGAAAUGAAAACAAAAUUAAGUGAAGAAGAAAGUGAAGAACUGUUAAAUCCAGAAGAUGAAAAACAAAAAAUAGAAGAAGAAAAUGAAGAACGAAAAAGAAAAAUUACUGAUGAUGGAUUAACUGAAGAAGAAAGAAAACAAUUAGAAGUGUUUGAUAAAAUGAAAAUAGCAAAAGAAUUAAAAAAAAAUAAUAAUAAAAAAGUUGAUAUAAAACGUCCUGAAAUAAAAAAGAAUGAACCAAUUAAAUCAAAUGGAAUUACAACAAAUUCUCUAAUAAAAAAACAAGAAAUAAAAGAUGAAAGUAGAGAACAACAAUUACAAAGAGAACGUGCUGAACGAUUAGAGAAAAUAGAUAAAAUGGAGUUUAAUAAAAAUAUUAAGAAAUUAGAAAAAAUUGAUCAAUUAGAAGAAAAAAUCAAAUGGUUAAAUGAAAGAAUAGAAAAAAUUGAUUGGGAAAAAAUAAGUCAAAAAGUACAUCAAUUAGAAUUAAGUAAAAAUGAAGAAAAACAAUUUUUAUUACAACAACCAGUUGUUAAACCAUUGAGUUGUAAUUCAAGAGAUCAAAAUGGAAGUGGAGUUAUUAUUAAAGGAAUACCAACGACCUAUGGAAAAAAGAUGUUUACAUGUUUAAAAUGUAUUAAAAUAAUAGGAGAUAUUAUGUAUUGGGAAGCAGCGUUACCAUAUGAAUUGGUAGUACUUAAUUGUUAUAACAAUAAAGUUAUUACAGUUUCAAAAGAAAAUAUAAUUAUUCUUCUUGACUCAUUUAGUGGAAGUAUUUGUAAUGUUCCAUUAAUGAAUAAUGGAAUUAUUUAUAAUGCUUUUUAUAGUGAAGGAUAUUUAAUUGUAUUAGAGUGUAAUGGAAUAAUAAAAAUAUAUAAUAAUCAAUUUGAAUUAACUAAAGUUGUAAAUAUUGAAAUGUUAUUAACUCAAUUAUCAAAUAAAAAACCAACAAAUAUUCAAUUCAUAAACCAUAAAAAUAUCAUUGUUUCAUUUGAUAAUGAAAUGGAUAUUCUUGUACAUCAAGGAUCAUAUAAAAUAAUACGUUGUCUUAUUCAAGAAGAUGAAAAAAGAAGAAAUAUUUCAAUUUACGAAAAAAGGAAGGUUGAACUUGAAAUCAUUGUAAUGCAAUUAUUCAAUGAAUGGGAUGAAAAAGUAUUUAAACAAACAAUAAAUAAAUAUAUUGACGCUUUAAAACAAACUAAAGAUUUCGGUAGAGCUAAGGUGAUUAUUAAAACAUUAAACCAACUUAAAAUAAAAUGGCCCUCGAAUGAGAGUUGUAUAAAUUUAAAUCAACAAGAACUUAUUGAAUGGUUAACAAUUAAUGGAAUAAAAUAA
This is a messenger RNA of Entamoeba dispar SAW760, 2478 nucleotides long. RefSeq lists its product as uncharacterized. Gene Ontology annotation, cellular component: HIR complex; nucleus. Bases 1 to 2478 code for a protein of 825 amino acids. Gene Ontology annotation, biological process: chromatin organization; DNA-templated transcription. NCBI's taxonomy places the organism in Eukaryota, Evosea, Mastigamoebida, Endamoebidae. Gene Ontology annotation, molecular function: protein binding; nucleosome binding. The record is from RefSeq and is a predicted model, not a curated record. The transcript has a single exon.